AUGGGUAAAGGAAUCAAGAAGCACAUGAAGAGAGUCAAUGCGCCCUCACAUUGGAUGUUGAACAAAAUGGGCGGUCAAUAUGCGCCCAAAACGAGUAGCGGUCCACACAGGCUUAUCGAAAGUAUCCCCCUGGUAAUUCUGUUAAGAAACCGACUGAAGUAUGCCUUAACGUUUGAUGAAGUGAAAAUGAUAUUAAUCCAGAAAAUUGUAAAAGUGGACAACAAAAUAAGAACCGAUUGCACAUUCCCUGUUGGUCUUAUGGACGUUAUUCAUAUAACCAAGUCGAACGAAUAUUUUAGACUCCUGUACGACAUUAAAGGAAGAUUCGUCCCCCACCGAAUUACCAAUGAAGAGAGCAAAUAUAAAUUGUGCAAAGUGAAGAAAAUCAUUUUGAGAAAAGGACGAUUAUCCAUUGCCGUUACACAUGAUGGUAGGAGCAUUCCAUACAUCCACCCAGACGUUAAGGUGAAUGAUACGGUUCGAUUAGACUUAGAAACCGGAAAAGUACUGGAGCAUUUGAAAUUUCAAAUCGGCAGUAUGGUUAUGGUCACAGCUGGACACAGUGUUGGAAGAGUUGGUAUCAUUUCCUCCAUUGAUAAGAACAUUGGAACAUAUGAUAUUAUUCACGUAAAGGACUCCAGGGGAAAAAUAUUUGCCACUCGUUUGAGCAACGUGUUUGUCAUUGGAGAUAAUUCGAAGCCUUACAUCAGUUUACCCCGAGAGAAAGGAAUCAAGUUGGAUAUCAUUGAGGAGAGAAGGAAUAAGCUGAAGGCACAGAAUAACUAG
Molecule: messenger RNA, 786 nt
Organism: Plasmodium knowlesi strain H
Lineage: Eukaryota; Apicomplexa; Aconoidasida; Haemosporida; Plasmodiidae
Product: 40S ribosomal protein S4, putative
Exons: 2
Coding region: 1-786 (261 amino acids)
Biological process (GO): translation
Cellular component (GO): cytosolic small ribosomal subunit; ribosome
Molecular function (GO): RNA binding; structural constituent of ribosome
Source: RefSeq, a predicted model, not a curated record